Messenger RNA from Eleginops maclovinus (Patagonian blennie), 6107 nucleotides. It is a transcript of the gene slc4a2b, whose product is annotated as solute carrier family 4 member 2b. The transcript has 26 exons. Gene Ontology annotation, molecular function: monoatomic anion transmembrane transporter activity; solute:inorganic anion antiporter activity. Lineage: Eukaryota; Metazoa; Chordata; Actinopteri; Perciformes; Eleginopidae. The record is from RefSeq and is a predicted model, not a curated record. Gene Ontology annotation, biological process: regulation of intracellular pH; bicarbonate transport; monoatomic anion transport. Gene Ontology annotation, cellular component: apical plasma membrane; basolateral plasma membrane; plasma membrane. Bases 352 to 4167 code for a protein of 1271 amino acids.
UGACGCAAUGAACGCCAGUUGAGCAAGUCAUUCAGAGAGAGAGUUUGAGGGACGCGGCAUUGACAUCCACUAACUGCCACACAUGCAUGAAAGUGUCCACUGCUGCUGUUGCUGCUGCUGGUGGAUGACUUCCCUUUGUCCCUCGGCUUUUUAACCAGCCCCGGGUCUCACUUCACAGCAGAGUUCAGAAUUGCACUUACCAUGUCUACGGUGGCUCCUCUGCUGUGAGCACACAAAGGUUAUGCUGCCCAAAAGCUGUCUGAGUCCCAGUGAGAAAGAGAAGGGCUAAAGCCGCACCGAUCCAAACCAUCUUUUCCAGAGCCUCUCCAGCAGCGACUCCUCUGUGGAGCCAUGAGCAACCCCAACCACAUUACAGAUACCGUGUCAUCGGUUAUUCACAGUCCAGACGCUCCUGCUGCCUCAUCACUACACGGGGCUCCGCGCCCUGAAGAGGAGGAUGAUGGGGACCUGAACAAAGCGUUGGGGGUCCAGCGCUUCCAGCAGAUCCUCAGCCCCGCUGCUGCUGUACCUGAUGAACAGCACCACAACUACCACGAGGAGGACAUUGAAUACCACCGUCACUCCUCGCACCACAUUCACAGACCUCUGUCCAAACUGCCCUCUGACGGACGCAGGAAGAAGAGCAACAAAAAAAGGAGAAAGGACAAAGAUCACAAAAGCAGCCAUGUUCCCAGCAGCGGCCCCAUAGAGGAGGGAGAGGAUGAAGAGGAAGAGGAGGAGGAGGGGACAGAGACUUCUGGUCCAUCUGACACGGAGAGAGUCAAAGAUGUGGAGUUCUUUCUUUCUGAUGAAGACCAAGUUGCCAAACUAGGCAAAGAGAGCCCUCACUCUGCCCGUGCGCUGGAGAUUGUGCCGCAGUCUGGGGUGGGAGCUGAUCCUGAAGAUGCAUCUUCCUCAGAUAAGCCAGUCUCUUCCACCGCUUCCAGCCCCUCACCCCAGUUGGUGCCGCCUGAAAGCAUACCACUGGCCCGGGUGUCCUCCACCAGCCGCAGCUACGACCUGCAGGACCGCCGGCGCACAGGCAACAUGACGGGGGCUGAGCAGGCCAAGUACCAGCGCAUCCCAACCGACGAGAGCGAGGCUCAGACGCUGGCCUCCGCUGACCUGGACGGCAUCAAGAGUCAUCGUUUUGAAGAUGUUCCCGGCGUGCGCAGACACCUGGUCAGAAAGAGCACCAAGGGUCAAGUGGUGCACACCGGCAAGGACCACAAAGAACAGACCACUCGCAGCCGUAAGCAGGACCGGACCCCGCAUGAGCCGUUACCGGUGGUUCUGUAUCGAUCCGCCUCGGGGCAAGAAGGCGUCCUGCUGGACAUGAUGGACUCCGGUCAAAUGGCUCGGUACAAGAAGGUGUUUGUGGAGCUGAAUGAGCUGACCAUGGAUAAGAACCAGGAGAUGCAGUGGAAGGAGACUGCUCGAUGGAUCAAGUUUGAGGAGGACGUGGAGGAGGAGACGGACCGCUGGGGGAAGCCUCACGUUGCCUCGUUGUCCUUCCGCAGUUUGCUGGAGCUCCGAAAGACCAUCUCACACGGUGCAGUGCUGCUGGACCUGGACCAAAAGACCCUGCCUGGCAUCGCCCAUCAGGUGGUGGAGAAGAUGAUUAUUUCCGACCAGAUCAAAGCUGAGGACCGGGCCAACGUCCUGAGGGCCCUGCUGCUGAAACACAGGUGGCUUCACACAUGGUCACUUCCUUUCUUCCUCCUGCUCACCCUCUCUCUUCCUCUCCCUGCCUCCCCUAGUCACCCGAGCGAUGAGAAAGAGCACAGCAGCCCUUUCCCCAGGAACAUCUCGGCGGCCAGCCUGGGCAGCCUCAUGACACACCACCACAGCGGCAACCACUCCCACCAGACAGAUCCUUCAGUGACCGACCCGCUCAUGAGCACCGUCACAGCGGGGGACACGGAGACCCGCAUUGACGUGGAGAAAAACGAGAAAGAGCCGUCUUUGGUGUCCGGUAUGCAUCGCUCCAAAUCCAAACACGAGCUCAAGCUGCUGGAGAAGAUCCCUGAGAACGCUGAGGCCACUGUGGUCCUUGUGGGCAGUGUGGAUUUCCUGGAGCAGCCUACCAUGGCGUUUGUGCGUCUGCAGGAGGCCGUGGAGCUGGAGUCCGUCCUCGAGGUCCCCGUGCCGGUCCGGUUUCUGUUUGUCCUGCUGGGACCCCCCACCACCAGCAUGGACUAUCACCAGAUUGGACGCUCCAUCUCCACACUCAUGUCCGACAAGCAAUUCCACGAGGCAGCCUACCUGGCAGACGACCGGCAGGACCUGCUGAACGCCAUCAACAGCUUCCUGGACUGCAGCAUCGUGCUGCCGCCCUCAGAGAUGGGAGGCGAUGAGCUGCUGCGCUCCGUCGCUCGCUUUCAGAGGGAGAUGCUGCGCAAGAGGGAGGAGCAGGGGGUCAAACUGAUCAAGGAGCCCAAAAGCCCGGAAGAUAAAGAGGCCCCCCCCUUGAAGAAGUCAGACGACCCUUUAAAGCGCACCGGGCGGCCUUUCGGCGGGCUGGUACGAGACAUGCGUCGCCGUUACCCCAAGUACCUCAGCGACUUCAAGGACGCUCUGAACAGUCAGUGCAUGGCAGCCGUAAUCUUCAUCUACUUUGCUGCCCUCUCUCCAGCCAUAACGUUCGGAGGCCUACUGGGCGAGAAGACGGACGGUCUGAUUGGUGUUUCUGAGCUUAUCGUGUCCACAGCAGUGCAGGGUGUGAUCUUCUGCCUGCUCGGGGCGCAGCCGCUACUCGUUGUGGGUUUCUCGGGACCCCUGCUGGUUUUUGAAGAAGCCUUUUAUAGUUUCUGUAAAACCAACGAAAUGGAGUACCUGACGGGCCGCGUCUGGAUCGGGUUCUGGCUCAUCGUCAUCGUGAUCGUCACGGUAGCCUUUGAGGGAAGCUUCCUGGUCCGCUUCGUCUCCCGCUUCACCCAGGAGAUCUUCUCCUUCCUCAUUUCCCUCAUCUUCAUCUGCGAGACCUUCAUCAAGCUUGGCAGGAUUUUCAAAGAGCACCCCCUUAAACGUUGCUCUCUCAACAACGGCACUGAAGGGGACACGUGGGUAGAAAAUAUCCCACUGGAUCAUGGCAACGGCACGCUGCCGGUGACGCUGGCAGUCCGAGGCGAACCCAACACUGCGCUGCUCUCUCUGGUCCUGAUGGCCGGAACAUUCUUCAUUGCCUUCUACCUGAGAAAGUUCAAGAACAGUGCCUUUUUCCCUGGCAGGUUGCGCAGGAUUAUUGGAGAUUUUGGCGUCCCAAUUGCCAUCCUCAUCAUGGUCCUUGUGGAUUACAGUAUAAACGACACAUAUACACAGAAACUGAGCGUUCCCAAUGGUUUCUCUGUGACCAGUCCCUCGAAGCGUGGCUGGAUCAUCAGCCCUCUGGGUACCAACGGGGAAUUCCCCAUCUGGAUGAUGUUCGCCUGCUGCUUGCCCGCUUUGCUCGUCUUCAUCCUCAUCUUCAUGGAGACUCAGAUCACGACUCUGAUCGUGAGUAAGAAGGAGCGCAUGCUGGUGAAGGGUUCUGGUUUCCAUCUGGACCUGCUGCUGAUCGUGGUGCUGGGCGGCAGCUCGGCUCUGUUCGGCCUGCCGUGGAUGGCCGCGGCGACCGUUCGCUCGGUGACCCACGUCAACGCCCUCACUGUCAUGAGCAAGGCCGUCGCCCCCGGAGACAAGCCGCGCAUCCAGGAGGUGAAGGAGCAGAGGGUCACCGGGCUCCUGGUGGCCAUCAUGGUUGGCAUGUCCAUUGUGAUCGGUGACCUGCUGCGUCAGAUCCCACUGGCGGUGCUGUUUGGUAUCUUCCUCUACAUGGGGGUGAUGUCCCUUAAUGGUAUCCAGCUAACAGAGCGGAUGAUGCUGCUGCUCAUGCCACCAAAGUACCACCCGGACCACACCUACGUACGCAAGGUGCGCACACUGCGUAUGCAUCUGUUCACCUGCAUCCAGGUGGUGUGUUUGGCGGCUCUGUGGGCUGUCAUGUCCACUCAGGCGUCCCUGGCCUUCCCCUUCGUCCUCAUCCUCACCAUCCCGGUGAAGAUGUUCGUGCUGCGGCGCAUCUUCACCAGCAGAGAGAUUGCAUGUCUGGACGCAGACGACGCAGAGCCGAAGUUUGACGAGCGCGAGUGUCACGACGAGUACUCGGAGAUGCACAUGCCUGUGUAACCCGCUGCAAGGCCUGGUAUCAACACUUGAAACACUCACCACUGUGCACCCUCUUCAUCAUCACUAAGACUUUUGAACAUACAGUACGUGGGAGGACUUGGUUCAACUUUAACUAUUUAAGUAGUUUGUUUUUUUUAUCAGAUUGUUGGGGAUGAUCUGCUGGCUGACGGCACUAAAGAUUGAACCCCAACUGAGAUCAAAAAUCAACGUCUGUUCACUCAUACUAUACUUUUAAAAAUAUAUAUAUAUUUCAGGGGACAAGAGAUUUUAAAUCAAAUGAUCUCGAGCUCUAAUUAUGCUAUUUCAUUAGAUAGAUUUGCAAGACUGAUUUAAUUUUAGCCCUGAAAGGUUUCUCUGAUUCACAUUGAAUAUGUGGAGGAUAUAUGGGAUACAUUCUUUUAUAUUAUCAUGUUGAGUCAUCGCUAUUCAAGUCUGCGGUUUUUGGUUUUGUUUUAAGCUCACCAAGCGCCUUAUGAAGGAAAUAAAAAGGUAUACUUAGAGUUAUUUUUUUUCCUGAUUCUGUCUCAUGUCAGACCGUUGAUCACUUUAGCCGCCUCCUGAAGCUCAUAGCACUUUUAAAAAAACCAAAUCUAACAAUGACUGUAUUUUAUGUAAUCACUUGUAUCUCCAGGUCCUCUUGAAUCCUUUAAAUAUCUAUGUUGCUUUGGUUUUCUUCUUAAACAAUUAUCUGUGAUUGAUUUUAAGCCUGUCCUUCUUCCACAAUAUAUAUAUUUUUUUUACUCAUAAGCAACAGUUUAGAUGAGUUGGGGUUUAAUGGACCUGCAGUGAGGUACGAUCACCAGCAGGGGGAGUACUGUGACGAUGAAGGAAAAAACAGCAGUACAAGAAAAGCUUCUCUAUCCACCAGAGAUAUGACAUCAUGUGAUACUAACACAGUGGCAUAAUAAAUAUACUCUAAAUGUCUCUACGCACAUGUUAAGGGCACUAAUGAAUUAAUGUAGAGUUUGUUUCACUUGAGGUGUUUUUGGGAAUCACUGUAAUUUGUUGGUUUCUUUGUCCAAGUGCCAAAUGUCUUGUGUAAAUAGUUUUGUGAUCAGAACAAUAAGCUGCAGUCCAGCUAUCUCACAGUUUCAGCCUAAAUUAACCACCUGUCAUAGUUUAACAUUCCUUAUUUUCUCAUAAUUGUGCUUUUUUUUUGGCGUCUAUACAUUUUUUUAAAACAUAUUCACACUCAAAUGAACUUGGUCGACCAAAUUUCCACACAACCUGUGUAGACAAUCUCAUAUUCAUGCAUUACUGAGAGGGAAGGCUUUUAAAAUAUAUAUAUGUCUUUUUUGGUUUUAUGUCAUGUUGUAUCAGUGUGACAUGGAUUGGUUAAAGCUUUGACUGUGUCAAAUAAGUUCAGUCCUCUGUUAGUCUCGAGUGUGUAUUUCAGACACUACUUCUCCCUGUCCCAUCUCAGUCCGACUGUCGUGAUCUUGUGCAUGUUUGGUGUCACAAAAGUGCAAAAUCUUUGAAAAAAAAGUGCCUGAGGGACCAUGAAGCGAUCACGUACAAGUGUCUUUUCCGUUUGUAAGGACGGCACGCAUGUUACAUUAGUUUGCACUUUGAGACGCUCACAAAUGAAACAUCUCUCCAUUAUUUAUCCGUUGCAGUAUGCAGCAUUAUUCCUGCUGUUGAAUGGUUAUUUGACACAUUUAGCAGUUAAAAAAAAAAAAAUCAAACUCCCAUUUUGCUGCAUCGUGGACACUGAAGGGUUGAAGAGAAGUAGGCACUGUCGGUUUUAUGUUUGCUUACUGUGCCUGUGGAUUGAGUGAAGUUGGUCUGUGUAUGCCAAAGUUUCUGUCGAAGUUGUGCAAUGCUGAUGCGAUGUGUUGUUCAUUUCAAAAGCAAUACCAAGUCCCAGAGGCUGUUGCUGAAUUUCUGUUGUACAUUCAUGGUUAAAAUAUUGAUGACAAAUAAAAGUUAUUUUCUAUUUA